CAUUCAUAAGUUUAAGGACAGCAACAGGCAGUUCCUGCCCUCCCCCUCAAUAUAUCUCAAACCGCUGACUCCAUCAAAAAAUGCCGGCGGCCGUCAAAGGCGCCGUUGCCGGAGCUCCUCGUAACUUCUGGGGAGAUACGCCGCCGACAGCAGAAGAGUACUACGCUUCACAAGGCAUCAACGCCACGAAAUCUUUCUUUACUUCGCCCCACGGCGUAUCUCUCUUCACUCGAUCCUGGAUGCCGCUUAGACCGCCGCGCGCUGCUAUAUUCAUGAUCCACGGUUAUGGCAACGACAUCAGCUGGACCUUCCAAUCCACCCCUAUCUUCCUGGCCCGUUCCGGCUUUGCCUGCUUCGCUCUUGAUCUCCAUGGCCAUGGCUACUCGUCCGGCAUCCGCGCCUUCGUUCCCGAUCUCCCUGCCGUUGCAGACGACUGCAUAACCUUCUUCCGCUCUGCCCUUUCCUCCCACCCGUCCCUCCUUUCCCUCCCUAAAUUCCUUUAUGGCGAAUCCAUGGGUGGUGCGCUCUGCCUGCUAAUCCAUCUCCGCCUCAAAGAUCUCCACAUCGAUAAGAAGGAUUGGUCCGGUGCCGUUCUAGUUGCCCCGAUGUGUAAAAUAUCCGACAAGAUGCGGCCGCGAUGGCCGAUCCCGCAGAUCCUAACCCUAGUAGCGCGGUUCCUGCCGGCGCUUCCAGUUGUCCCGACGGGUGAUCUGGUGGAGAAAUCGGUAAAAGUUAAGGAGAAGCGGGUAGUGGCAAUGGCGAAUCCGAUGAGGUAUAAUGGGAAGCCAAGGUUGGGGACUGUGGUGGAGCUGCUCCGGGCGACGGAUGAGCUCUCACGGCGGCUAGCGGAGGUGAGCUUGCCGUUUCUUGUGCUACAUGGGAGUGGGGAUGUAGUGACGGAUCCGGCGGUGAGCAGAGAGCUUUACGAGGUGGCAAGGAGUGUUGACAAGAGUAUUAAGAUCUACGAUGGAGUGUGGCAUUCGCUGCAGUUUGGGGAGACAGAGGAAAAUGUUGAGAUUUUUAGGAAGGAUGUGCUUAACUGGCUUGAUUGUAGAUGUGGAGGCGGAGAUGAAGUUGAUAUUGCUACUGCUGCUCUGUCGUCUGCAACAGUUUGAUGAAAAUAUUUGGUAAUUAUCAUUUUCAUUCUUGGUGCUUUUGAAAUCGAAACUUUAUGUCGAUAUUGUUUAUUUUAUUUACUGAUAUGAUUCAAGUAUUGCAUGUUGGCUUAUA
Molecule: messenger RNA, 1230 nt
Organism: Phalaenopsis equestris
Lineage: Eukaryota; Viridiplantae; Streptophyta; Magnoliopsida; Asparagales; Orchidaceae
Product: caffeoylshikimate esterase
Exons: 1
Coding region: 81-1115 (344 amino acids)
Cellular component (GO): membrane
Molecular function (GO): lipase activity
Source: RefSeq, a predicted model, not a curated record